AUGACCAACACUUGUGAUCAAGGAGACAAUGACGAUUUGUUGUUGUACAUUAUACAUGUUUCUGAAUUGAAUGUAGAGUCUCCCAUUCCAUCCAAAUAUGAGCACCCAUCAGAGCCUGAUCCUGAACUUGAUGUUCCCAUUGCCAUAAUGAAAGGGGAGCGUUCAUGUACUUACCCUAUAUCCUCUUUUGUUUCUUAUGGUAAACUAUCUUCAACUUCACGCACGAUAAUCUCUACACUUGAUAAUAUAACUAUUCAUCAAACGGUUGGUGAAGCUUUGAACCAUUCUAGAUGGCGGGAUGUUAUGAUUGAUGAGAUCAAUUCUCUUGAUCAAAAUAAUACAUGGGAUUUGGUAGACUUACCUGCAAUGGUAUAUCUUGAUGACAUAGUGAUUACUGGGAGUGAUGAAAUUGAGAUCAAGAAGCUGAAAGAUUUUCCUUCAUCUCGGUUUCAAACAAAGAACCUAGGUCCUAUAAAAUACUUUUGGGGAAUUAAAGUCUCUGACCUAAGAGGAUUGGAUUUGCAGACUGGUGCAUUCACAUAUAGACAAAUCAAGGCAGCCACUGACAAGUUUGCUGAUUCAAAUAAACUUGGGGAGGGUGGUUUUGGAUCGGUUUACAUGGGUACCCUAUUAGAUGGAACUCCAAUUGCUGUGAAGAAACUCUCUUCGAAAUCAAAGCAAGGAAAUCGUGAAUUUGUUAAUGAAAUAGGCAUGAUAGCCGGUAUACAACACCCAAAUGUUGUAAGGCUAUAUGGCUGUUGUGUCGAAGGCAACCACCUUCUCCUUGUUUAUGAGUACAUGGAGAAUAAUUCUCUAGCACAUGCGCUAUUUGAGCACAAUAACUCUAAAUUGGAAAGUGAUUGGCCUACAAGACAAAGAGUUUGUGUUGGCAUUGCAAAAGGUUUGACAUUCCUGCAUGAGGAUUCGGUGCUCAAAAUGGUUCAUAGGGACAUCAAGGCUUCAAAUGUACUCUUGAAUGCUGACCUUACACCAAAGAUCUCAGAUUUUGGUUUGGCCAAACUUGAUGAAGAAAAAAACACUCACAUUACCACUAGAGUUGCUGGAACUAUAGGGUAUAUGGCACCAGAAUAUGCAUUAUGGGGCUACUUGACCUACAAAGCAGAUGUAUACAGUUUUGGGGUUCUUGCUCUAGAAAUUGUUGCAGGAGAGAAUAAUAUUAAAUAUCGGCCAACUGAAGAUUAUUUUUGUCUUCUUGAUUGGGCGGUUGUUCUGAAACAAAAGGGGAGUUUGAUAGACUUGGUGGAUCCAAGAUUGGGCUCCGGAUUCAACAAAAAAGAGGCAGUGAGGAUGAUCAAAAUUGCUCUAUUAUGCACUAAUAAGUCCCCGGCUCUUAGGCCUACCAUGUCUGAAGUAGUUAAUAUGCUUGAGGGUCGUAUGAAAAUCAAGGAACCAAACAUGAAAGUAACUUUGUCUGAAGAGGAGCUUGUGAUUGGAGAAAUUGGAGGGACGAUUAAAGAGAUGAAACCUCAUGAGUCUGUUCAAACAGUGAUUUCUAUUGAGGCAACAGCUUCCAGCUCAAACAGCCGGCCUGUAUCCCAAUAG
This is a messenger RNA of Lactuca virosa, 1563 nucleotides long. Lineage: Eukaryota; Viridiplantae; Streptophyta; Magnoliopsida; Asterales; Asteraceae. The record is from the annotation of a GenBank genome assembly.